Molecule: messenger RNA, 5289 nt
Organism: Cryptotermes secundus
Lineage: Eukaryota; Metazoa; Arthropoda; Insecta; Blattodea; Kalotermitidae
Product: ATP-binding cassette sub-family B member 10, mitochondrial
Exons: 11
Coding region: 454-2451 (665 amino acids)
Biological process (GO): transmembrane transport
Cellular component (GO): membrane
Molecular function (GO): ABC-type oligopeptide transporter activity; ATP hydrolysis activity; ATP binding
Source: RefSeq, a predicted model, not a curated record
AUGAAACAUCAUGACGGUCCAGUUCAUAUAACUGCAUUAUUUAAUUGCAGUUCAUUUAGAAUCGAACGUGUACUAGUUUUUUAUUUUGAAGUUCCCACUACACGAUGGUUGUGAGGAGCGUGAGGAGCAUGGCAAGGAAAUUAGGUGGCAUUAGGUUAGGGUAUUGCUUAAAGUAUGCGAUGGGAAAUGGUUUUAACUAACAUAAGUGUGUUAUUUUAUUGUAUGUUGCGUUAUAUUGGAUUCUUAUAUUUUAUUUGGUUCACAUUGUUUCGUUUCUCUUUACCGCACAUUUACAAAAUACUGGGUGUAAGAAGUCACUUCCCAGUCAUGACUUUACAUUUCGUUGAUAUUAACAGUGCAAUACCAGCAUAGGUGAAAAAUUGAACAUUAUUAUAAUCGUGAAGAUUUUAAUUAACUAAAUAUUGCAGUGCUGUGAGCCAUUGGAAGAGUGAAAUGUUACUCUUAGUGAAAUCAAUGCAAAUGUUAAGAACGUUUGUAAUGACGAAGCAGACCAAACCAAUAUUAAUAUGCAAUUUAUGCUUGAGGAGGGGGUAUGUCAGCCAGUUGCCUUUGUAUUCCUCUCGCGUAUCACCCUUGGGGACUGCCGUUAAAUAUAAAUUAUUAUCAACAUCAGCUGUAAUCAGACUGUCUGUGAAGACUCAGAACAAGAGGAAUGUAGUGUUUAGCAUGCCAGAAGCAAGAAGAUUAUUGUCUUUAGCCAAACCUGAGAAAUGGAAGUUGUUCGGUGCUGUGUGUCUUCUGCUGGUGUCUAGCUCUGUAACAAUGGCUGUUCCAUUUUGUCUUGGCCGUGUGAUCGAUAUUAUCUACACAGCUGAUCACCAGAAGAUGCGGGAGAACCUUACCAAGCUGAGUGCAGUGCUUCUGGCAGUCUUCCUAGUGGGAGGACUCUGCAACUUUGGACGUGUGUACCUCAUGUCUGUCUCAGGCCAGCGCAUCACACAGACAUUGCGACAGACUGUAUUUAGUUCCAUAAUGAAGCAGGAAAUUGCAUUCUUUGACAAGAACAGAACAGGUGAGCUCGUCAACAGAUUGUCAGCUGACACGUCCCUUGUCAGCCAAUCUGUAACAAUGAACAUUUCAGAUGGUCUUCGUUCUUCCUUCAUGGUUAUGGCUGGAGUCUCCAUGAUGUUCUAUUUGUCACCAGAGCUGGCACUGGUUGGCCUAUCCAUUGUGCCGCCUCUUGCCAUGAUGGCUGUGGUGUAUGGGAGAUUUGUGCGGAAAAUUGCAAAGUCGGUCCAGGACUCACUUGCCACAGCAAUGCAUGUGGCUGAGGAGAGGAUUGCCAACAUUCGAACAGUAAAAUCUUUCAGUCAAGAGAGCAGAGAGUGUGACACAUACAACAGCAAACUCCAGAAUGUCCUGCAGCUGGCUUACAAGGAAUCAUUGGCAAGAGGCAUCUUCUUUGGUCUGUCAGGAUUCAGUGGCAAUGUCAUCGUGCUGUCAGUGUUGUACUAUGGGGGCAUCAUGGUGAGUGACAGCUCCCUCACAGUCGGGAACCUGUCAGCCUUCUUGCUGUAUGCAGGCUACAUUGGUGUGUCCAUCGGUGGGCUGUCCAGCUUCUACUCUGAAAUGAACCGUGCCUUAGGAGCGAGCACCAGGCUGUGGGAACUGGUGGACAGGGUGCCAGAAAUUCCUGUGUCAGGUGGUUUGGUGCCAGCAAAGAUGCCUGCAGGUCAUAUCACAUUCCAGAAUGUGUCAUUUACAUACCCAUCACGACCUGGCAUACGUGUUAUCCACAAUUUGACCUUGGACAUCCCUGAGGCAUCUGUCACAGCUGUAGUUGGUGCUAGUGGUUCAGGCAAGAGCACAUUGGCAGCAUUGCUGCUGCGGUUAUAUGACCCUGAUAGUGGGACAAUCCUACUAGAUGGGGAGCCAGUGGGACAGCUGGACCCAUUUUGGCUGCGAAGCCAUAUUGGCUCUGUCAGUCAGGAACCAGUCCUGUUCUCCUGUUCCAUCCGUGAUAAUAUCUUGUAUGGAGCACCGAACCCCUCGGCAGUAACAGAGGACCAGCUGAUAUCUGCUGCCAAAGAGGCAAAUGCAUAUGACUUCAUUACAAAGAGUUUUCCUGAUGGCUUUGACACACUGGUUGGAGAGAGGGGUGUCAUGUUGUCUGGGGGCCAGAAGCAGAGAGUUGCCAUUGCAAGGGCCCUUAUCAAAAACCCAAGAAUCCUACUACUGGAUGAGGCAACGAGUGCACUUGAUGCAGAAAGUGAGCAUCUGGUGCAAGAGGCUCUGGAGCGCAUCAUGCGAGGACGUACUGUACUUACCAUUGCCCACCGGCUGUCAACCAUUCGCAAUGCAGACCAGAUCACUGUACUGGAACAAGGUCAUCUGGUAGAGAAGGGAACAUACAGUGACCUGCUGUCCAAGGAAAAUGGCACAUUCAGGAAGCUAGUACAGCACCAAACAUUCACUGUCAGCGACAGCUGAAGUGUAGUGUCCAUAUUGUAAGCACUGCCAACAUCAAGCAGAUAGCUGUGCAUGAAACAGACUUUGUCUUCACUUCAGUAAAAUGGUUGGACACUCCGAAAUCCUGGAGUCAUUUCAAGAAAAUUUGGGAUUUAUGAUGGCUCUGGGACAGAUGUGUCUCCAAUUACCAAAUUAAUUUGAGUAAUUUACUCACCUUUGUACACAAAAAAUCGUAUCUGAAACUUUCGCAUAAAAUGUACAAAUACAUUAUCGAGUAUAAUUUUACAUUGUACUGAGGUCAGAAGACUGAUGGCUGUGUAAUAGUGAGAAAUGCCAGAAAUUCCAUUCUUUUUUGUGUAAUUUAUAACCAAUUUGAAGGUGGCUGUAUACGUUAUAUUACCUUGCAUUUGAUGCACUUUCAAAUUGCUGAUUAUUGGUAAUUUAAUAUAAGUUGAUAUGUGAGUGAUACAUCUUCAUUGUAAUGAAUACAAUGGUGCAUCCAACAUGAUGAGUUCACAUGCAACAGAUUAAUUUUAAAUAAUAAAUAAAUAAAUGACAGGUUACCUUCAUUUGUGUGCUUUCAGUUUCCUAACUGGAAAAAAAGGCCAUGUGUGUUUAUUGAGCAUGAAUUAGUUUGUAUUCACUGAAUGUUGAAAAACAAAAUUAUGAAAGACUGAUGGUGUUGCCCCACAGUAGCAGGUAGCAGUGACUUAAAUCUGACUUCCAAGCAUGACAGAAAUGGCAUUAUUGAGACAGAGAUACUGUGUGUAUUUGAACAUUGGCAUGGUAAAGCAGUGCACCAUCAGUCCUUCAUUAACAUUGCAAUGUUAUUGGAGGAUUGAGGGCAGACUUAAUUUUUUGAGCUACUGAAGGACAAAUAAAGGCUUCUUGGUCAUGUGAAAAUUAAAUAAGCAUAUACAGAGUGCCUUGAAAUUCAUGCCUACACAUGCCUACUGCUACACAGUUCCUUGAUGAACACUAAGAUGGAAGUUUGCCUUGUUAAAAUUUUGAGCAAUGCAUAAUUUCUGUAUAAAUCAUGAUUAAAGUCCCUUUUGCCAUGUUGCCACAUUGCAUUAAACUUUAUAAUCACACUUUUUGUGUAAAUUAUGCCUUUGUCAAAAUUUUAUCAAGGAACAUUUUCAUUUCAGUACUCACGAAAGAAUCUUGUGGUAGAGUCCAUAGGCAUGAAUUUAUUAUAUAAACACUGUAUACUGAAGUUCAGUUCUUGAGACAUUUCUUAGAACUGAUGGGAGACAGUGGGAUCUGUUUAACCCCAAAUUAGUACUUCAGCGUACAUACCACCAAAAACAGUGUAUUGAUUGUGUUCUUCUGUACUGAGUGCUCUAACCCUCUGUACCCAGCUAUCUGCCACAGAAAUCAGUGGCCCAUGCCAAUAUUUCACAGCGUUAUCAAGUACAGCUUUGAAUUACUUCAGAAGCUUUGACAUGUGUGUUGGAACUGACAGCAUGUUAAUUGGGUUGCUGGCAAUGCACAUAAUAAAAAAUUACAUGAUCAAUAUUUAUUUUCAUAUCAAGCUUAUCUGGCAAAAAAAAAUUGUGGCUUAAAGUUGGAGUUAAAAAUACAGCAUUUAUCUUCCCUCCCCAUUUAAAUAUCUAAAGUGGAAGUGCAUAAAUUGUACAAGUAAAUGUGGUACUUCAAGUUAUAUUUUGCCAGUCAUCAUUCCACCAUUUGCUGCAUACUGUUAUAACCCAUGGGGUGUGCAGUAAGCUUGAGAAGCCAGCAUGUUGUCACAGUUUUAUCAUCAAAUAUAAAUACAAAUGUAAUACAAAUGGCCCUGACAUUCAGAGUUCUUUGGGUCUGAAGUUUUCAUCAGUUUUGUCAUGUCAAAAAUUACUUUGAAUCAGAUAUUGUCAGCUUUGCUAGUGACAGAGAUGGGAGAUGGAAAUGUUGGUACAUAAUAAUACAGAUUUUAACUUUAUGUCAUGUUUUAUUCUUGAUUCAACUUCCUGCAUGUUAAUUGGCUUCAUCAUCACAAAGUUCCAAAAGUGGCAAGUGAAAACUAACUCCAUGUAUGCACAAAAAUGUUCAUUUAGGACAAGUAUCAUGACCAAAUUUUCAUCCUGGACAUAUUCUUGCAAUUAAUAAAAGAAGCAGACUUCACUUACUACUUCCACAAGCAGUCAAGUCACAUUCAGCCCAUAGGUUCUUAUAAACAAAGGAAAGAGUUGUAAUCUUUGCUAACAGGGAUGAAGUUGUACAAUAUCAGGUAUAUUUGUAACUUUGUGAUUGAGCAACCACAUUAUAACACAUGAGUUUCACAGCUUAAGUUUUAGCUUAAUAUAGUUCCUUGCUUUUAGAGUCCAAGAUAGUUCAGAAAGAAAUCUUAUUAAAUUUGUACAAGUGUAUCAUACUGUCAGAAAGAACACUUGUACUUUUCUUGUUUUAAAAUAUGUGAACAAAAAUUGGAAUGCAAAGCUUAUGUGUGACAAAGUUAGUGGCACUACCCAUUCCAAGCUUUCUGUUUAACUUUCACAACUUUCACUUGCUUUUCCAUACCGUUGCAUAACCACAUUUUAUUAGUGGAUAUUAAUCAAGAAGGUACUGUGCACAUGAAGAGUAUAGUCUUCUAGGAUGGGGCACCAUGUAAUUUGGUGUAGAUGGGUUCCAACAUGUUGGAGGAACCUGAUACCUCUAUCUUCAGGGUCAACCCUGAUGAUGGAGGCAGCAUGUUCUUUCAAAACGUUGGUACCUGUCUACCACACUACAUAAUAUCACAUCCCAGAAAGCUGUUGUGAGAACAUAAGUGUCUCUCAUGCUGUGCACAUAGUCUGCUAAACAGUACUAAAGGCAUGCAUUUACAAGCUUUCAUGCUUUGUGAAAACAGCAUAAUUAAUAAAA